Equus quagga is the source of this 3865-nucleotide messenger RNA. It is a transcript of the gene LBR, whose product is annotated as lamin B receptor. Bases 256 to 2109 code for a protein of 617 amino acids. Gene Ontology annotation, biological process: sterol biosynthetic process. The transcript is spliced from 14 exons. Gene Ontology annotation, cellular component: nuclear inner membrane. Gene Ontology annotation, molecular function: oxidoreductase activity, acting on the CH-CH group of donors, NAD or NADP as acceptor. Lineage: Eukaryota; Metazoa; Chordata; Mammalia; Perissodactyla; Equidae. The record is from RefSeq and is a predicted model, not a curated record.
GCGCCCGCGCGUCACCGGCCGUGAGGGUCGCAGCCGGCUCGCUUGGUGGCUGUGCAGCGCGGACUGCAGGGCUGCUCGCCUGCACGGGCUGCGUUCCCUCCGCCGGGGCUUCCGCACGUCCAAAAACAGAUGGGCAGGUUUGCGUACGCCUGCGAAAGCUCGGUCCUGUUUGACAACCUUUUAAAGACUUAAAAAAAAAUUCUUCGUAAUGACACCCUCCAGCGGUCUCAAGGGGCACUUAACUCAUUUUUGAAAAUGCCAAGUAGGAAAUUCGCCGAUGGGGAGCUGGUGAGAGGUCGGUGGCCUGGGAGCUCACUUUAUUUUGAAGUAGAAAUUCUGAGCCAUGACAGCAGCUCCCAGCUUUACACGGUCAAAUACAAAGAUGGAACCGAACUUGAGCUGAAAGAGAGUGACAUCAAGCCUUUAACUUCCUUUAGGCAAAGGAAAAGUGGCUCAACUUCCAGUUCUCCCUCCAGACGGCGAGGGAGCAGGUCGAGGUCGCGCUCCCGGUCCCCUGGCCGGCUUCCUAAAGGUUCCCGCCGGUCCGCCUCUGCUUCGCACCAGGCCAGCGUGAAGGAAAUGAGGAAGGAAGUGUUGGAAGUCAAACUGACACCACUGGUAUUGAAGCCAUUUGGAAACAGCAUCAGCAGAUACAACGGGGAGCCGGAGCAUCUGGAGAGGAACGACAUCCCGCUCAAGAGCACGCAGGAAAAAUUUCAUUUGCCACAAGAAAGUAGCUAUGUAUCUACACAGUAUAGCCUUCGUCCCAGAAGAGAAGAGAUCAAAUUAACAGAAAUCGAUUCUAAGGAAGAAAAAAUAGUUACAAAAGCCCCUCCAUUGGCGAGAACCGGUGAGGUGACAGGCACAUGGACGAAGGACUGGGAGUUCGGAGGAGCACCUGGUGCAUUUCUCAUCAUGCUCGGCCUGCCUCCCUUCCUCUUCCUGUUGCUGUUGAUGUGUCAACAGAGGGAGCCCAGUCUUCUGAACUUCCCGCCUCCUCUGCCAGCCUUGCGUGACUUGUGGGAAACCAGAGUGUUCGGGGUCUACCUCCUCUGGUUUCUUCUGCAGACUCUGUUCCACUUGCUGCCAGUUGGGAAGGUUGUAGAAGGAAUGCCUCUUGCUGAUGGAAGAAGACUCAAGUAUAGAUUAAAUGGAUUCUGCGCCUUCAUCCUGACGUCGGCCGUCGUCGGAGCGUCUGUCUUCUGGGGCGUAGAGCUGUAUUACGUGUACAGGCACUUCCUGCAGUUCGCACUGGCCGCCACUGUUUUCUCUGUGGCCCUGAGUGUUUAUCUCUCUGUGCGGGCCCGGAAGGCGCCCCGGGAGGAGCUGUCCCCUGCCAGCUCUGGAAACGCCAUCUAUGAUUUCUUCAUUGGCCGCGAAUUAAAUCCUCGGAUUGGGACUUUUGAUCUCAAAUACUUUUGUGAAUUGCGCCCUGGAUUGAUUGGAUGGGUGCUUGUUAACUUGGUGAUGCUUUUGGCUGAGAUGAAGUUACAGAAUCGUGCCACUCCAUCCUUAGCAAUGAUUUUGGUUAACAGUUUCCAGCUCUUAUAUGUGGUGGACGCUCUCUGGAAUGAGGAAGCGGUGUUGACGACCAUGGACAUCAUCCACGACGGAUUCGGGUUCAUGCUGGCCUUUGGAGACUUAGUGUGGGUUCCCUUCGUCUACAGCUUGCAAGCCUUUUAUCUAGUCGGGCAUCCAAAUGAAGUGUCGUGGCCAGUGGCUUCUCUGAUUAUUGCUCUGAAACUUUGUGGCUAUGUAAUCUUCCGAUGUGCAAAUUCUCAGAAAAAUGCGUUCCGGAAAAAUCCCACUGAUCCAAAGCUUGCACAUUUGAAAACCAUUCAUACUUCCACGGGUAAGAGUCUGCUCGUCUCGGGAUGGUGGGGCUUUGUCCGCCACCCCAAUUACCUGGGCGAUCUUGUCAUGGCGCUGGCCUGGUCCCUGCCAUGCGGCUUUAAUCACAUUCUGCCCUAUUUCUAUGUGAUCUACUUCACCUUGCUGCUGAUCCACCGAGAGGCCCGAGACGAGCACCAGUGCAGGAAGAAGUACGGGCUGGCCUGGGAGAAGUACUGCCGGCGCGUGCCCUACCGCAUCUUUCCGUACAUUUACUAGCUCCGCUCCAGCCCGGCGUCUAACUGCUCCUGCACUUCUGGCUUCCAUUUGCAAAAACAAGGAAAAAAAAUCCCAAACGAGCCUUCUGUUGUUGCACUGACAGGAUCUUUAAGUUUCCUUUUCUUUUUGAAUUAGGACUGUAGAACCACAUAGUCAGUCUUUUAGUAAAGCCAUGUUUAUUUUUAUUAAAUCAUAGCAAUUAACAUGAAAAAUAUAAAGAAGUUAGAAUUUGUGUUCUAAUAGGAAGUUUUCAGACCUUUAAAAUCUGCAAACAGAAAACAGUCUUAUAAAUGCACUGAAAAGAAUACUAUUGUUGUUUAUGGUUUUUGAUUACUUUUCCAAUUUUGAUUUUUUUGUUUUCUCAGUUGGCUUUUACAUUUAAAGUACAUUUGUUUUAUUGCAGUAAGAGAAUAGAAUUUUCAUUUGUUUCCCCUUAAAUUACUUACUAAUGAUGUGAUUUGAAAGUAAAAACUGGUCCUGCAUUAAAUGCUCUGUGUGAAGGGGAGGAUGAAGGAUUCUUAGCAGACACUGUGGAGGGGAGACCACUAGCAGUCGUUUGUUUAACUUCAGCUUCUAAAUCUAUGUUUGAAACUGUAAAUACGUAGCUUUUAUGUAAUAUAUGGUGACUUCAGAUUUUUCUGUACAGUAUUUUGAAUGUGAAAUAAUUGUCAGGACUAAGUAUCUUUUUAACAAAAACAUUUGCAGUAUUUUAAAUUAAGUUUUGUAAAGUAAUACAUGUGAAUUACAAAUUUUGAAACAAUUAGAAUUCACUUAAUAUUGUAUAAAAGAUGCUUUUAAAACAUAGGAAGGGUGUUUUUUAAUCCAAAGUGUGUGAAUUUGGCUUUGCUACCUCAAUUGCAGGUGUUUGUUUGCCUUUUAUAAACUGUUGCAAAUAGAAAAAAUAGAAUAAAUAUAUAUUUUUGGAGUAACAUCUUUAUUUAAACAUUUUUACACAGACUGAUGUUUGAAAAUUUGCCAUUUCAGGCUAAUAUUUUUGUAUGUUUUUGACUUUUUUAAUUAACCUGUGUUUUUGCUACUGUUUAGCUCAUGCAGUUUAUACCGUGUUUUGUAUAUGCUUUAUACUUGCAAAACUCUCUUCCCUUUGAACGAGUGUGUUGUUCAUCUUUAGAAGUCUGUUCAUCCAAAAACAAUUUAAGGGAAUAGCUUAAAAUCAUUUUUCUCUUUUAGUUUAGUUGAUGUGCAUAAGGUAGCUGUAGCUGUUAAAUUCUACUUAGGUUGAUAGUCUCAUUAUUACUUGUCCUAUGAUGGAACAGUGGCAAAUUCACUUUGUAUUCAAAGUUGAAUUGUGUGUGGGUUUUCAAUGACACAUUUUGUGCAUGAGCCAUGGAGAUGCGCAGUGUUCAUUCGCUGUGCUGCAAUUUGAAGUGUCUGUAGCGUCACGUGUGUGCUCUGAUCAUGAACUUGGUUUACUGUAGCAUUCUGUAUCUGGAACCUUGGAAUGUGGUUUUGGUGAAACUGUGUUUUAUCAGUUCUGAUGUACAGAAGCAGUGUUUUUAUGAUGCUUUUCUCCUGCCAUAUUCUGUACUAGAUUCAGCAAGGAAGCUUUGGGGAGGAAGAAGGACACUGAAUUCUUUCCUAGUAAUGCAAAAAGAGCCUGUUAGCAGCACAGGUCUGCAAUUUCUGGAUAUCAGCUGUCAUUUGUUUUUAAUUUCGUUUUUGUCAUGUUUAUGUGACAAGUUUUAUAAUGAAGUUUUGGGUUGGAAAUAAAGUUGAAAAUAAAAAGAUGGUGCCUGGA